This is a messenger RNA of Talaromyces amestolkiae, 1080 nucleotides long. RefSeq lists its product as uncharacterized. Gene Ontology annotation, biological process: D-ribose metabolic process. The transcript has a single exon. Lineage: Eukaryota; Fungi; Ascomycota; Eurotiomycetes; Eurotiales; Trichocomaceae. Gene Ontology annotation, molecular function: ribokinase activity. Bases 1 to 1080 code for a protein of 359 amino acids. The record is from RefSeq and is a predicted model, not a curated record.
AUGUCGUCUCAGAUAUGCGUGGUCGGCUCAUUGAACGUUGACUUUACAGUCACUACGCAUAGGUGUCCCGGCCCUGGAGAAACAAUAACGGCCAGAAGCCUUUCGGUGAGCGCUGGAGGAAAAGGCGCAAAUCAAGCCGUCGCCUGUGGUCGAGCGUUGUUCACUUCUCCCUCUUUGCAGACUCAGCAAAACGUCACCAUAAGCAUGAUUGGAGCUGUAGGUUCCGUGGAUGGUCAUUAUCGGAACUUACUCCAACCGAUGUUGGAACAGUCAGGGGUGGACACGGUGGAUAUUGAGGAGCGGCUUGAGAGCCAAACUGGAUCCGCAACAAUCAUUGUUGAAGAUGCGGCAGAUGGUGAAAACAGGAUACUGGUAGUUCCUGGUGCAAAUCAUGAAGGAAUGAGCGAUGUCCAAAGGAUCAUUACUUGCAUCCAACACAGACACAAGCAACGGCAACCCAAUACUCCGAAUGUCAUCAUCCUGCAAGGAGAGAUUCCAAGAGAGACUGUGUUACAGCUCUUGGAAUAUUUCAAUAAUCAAAAAGAGCGCUCAGCGCAUAUUAUUUUCAACCCCGCGCCCGUAUUUCCAGAAGGCGUUCCUCUUCGCGCUCUUUCACACACCAGUGUUCUCGUCAUGAACGAGACUGAAGCCACACAAAUGGAGAGAUCAAUUUUCGGGGAGAGCUCUUCCGUCAAAUAUUUGAGUUCAGAAAUGGAUGAACCUAGGUUGCAGGAAUUAGCGAAACGCUUCCACGACGUUGCCGACGUAUGGGUCGUACUCAUCACACUGGGAGCCAAAGGGGUACUCUUCUCGACUAGUACCGGCCGAAGCGGGAUCGUGAAAGGAAUUGCAGUGAAAAGUGUGGUAGACACCACGGCAGCAGGAGAUACCUUUGUCGGUUAUUUUGCCGUCGCUUUCACUCGGUUCCUUCGAACAUCAUCAGGGAAGUUGGAGGAUUUUGAUAUGAUUGUAGAGCAGGCAGUAGCGGAGGCCAACUUUGCGGCAGCAGUUUGUGUACAGAGACAAGGUGCAGCACAAAGUAUUCCGUUUGCCUAUGAGAUCAAAAACCGGAUAGAAUAG